Vespula pensylvanica (western yellowjacket) is the source of this 2605-nucleotide messenger RNA. RefSeq names its product basic-leucine zipper transcription factor A (gene ssp6). The record is from RefSeq and is a predicted model, not a curated record. Gene Ontology annotation, molecular function: protein binding. The transcript has 5 exons. Lineage: Eukaryota; Metazoa; Arthropoda; Insecta; Hymenoptera; Vespidae. The coding region runs from base 92 to 2065 and encodes 657 amino acids.
GAAAAUAUUAGAGAAAAUAUUAAAGAGAAAUAAAAACGAUAAAGAAAGGAAGAACUUUUGUUCGAUAAAGUUUAAAGAUCGAACAACGGCGAUGAACAACGGUUCACCGCAAAAUUCUGAUACGGCUGCCCAGCAACAUCGUAGUGGCGUUGACAACAGCGAUGAAGAGGAAUGGAGUGGUGUAGUAGAAUGUGCUGUACUAGAACGAUCCAAGUCAGAUCGUGUAUCAAGAGUGAACGAAGAUAGAAGACGUCGUACCAUUAUCGUGGAAAAGAAAAACGGCACGUAUGGUUUCACAUUACAGAGUUAUGGAAUACAUUAUAAGAGAGAACAAGAGAUAGAAAUGAUCACAUAUGUCGAUUAUAUAGAAUAUGAUGGACCUGCAUUCAAAGCAGGUAUGAGAGAAGGUGACGUUAUACUUUCUAUAAAUGGUCAUGAAAUGGAUCGAGCUGAUCAUACUACCCUUGUGAACUUUAUAAAGAACUGUGAUACCAGAAUGAGAAUGGUCGUAUCAUUUGAGGAUUGUGUGAGAAAGGUACGAUUACAUAUGCAUUAUCUGGAGCUGCAACGUACUCUUCAGUUACGCUUAGGUGAGCUUGAAAGAUUAUGUGAAAGAGAACGUUCUAUAUUGAUGGGUCGAUGGAAGACACAUUCGCUUCCAGCACGUAAAAGAACACCCAGUAGUAUUAUCACAAGUAAUCCUAAUCAACCAUCUCCAUCAUCGAGUUUUAAUUCGUCAACCAUUCAAUGUUGUCGACCUGCAACAUCUACGGAACAUCUUUUGCUUUACAAUUUGUUCGGUGAUGGUCGACCAUGUUUGAUACCACGUGCUGCUUGUUUGGUAACAGUAGGACCACCACGUUCUCGAAGCGAUCAUCAUCAGUUUCUUUCAAAGAUGCCCAGCGAAUCUGGUGCGUCCACUUCUUCACGUCAUAGUUAUCAUCAAGCAAAUAGUAUGAGCGGUACACCAGCGAAAAUGAAGUCACACAAAUCUUGUCAGCAGCAACAGAAUUCGUCGACGAGCGGAGACAUAUCGGUUCAUCAUUCUCAACAGAAUAGUCUAUGCGUCGCUUGUAUCUCAAGUGCUAAUCGUCGUCGAGAACAAUCGGAUACUGGUAGUUUGGACGCAUAUGAUCUGGCUAGCCCUUGCUGCGAUCCAAACUGUGUUCCAAGUCGUAGAAGACGUGAGAAACAACGUCGAGCUAGAAACGAACAAAAUCAUCUUCAGCAACAACAAUUACAGCAACAGCAACAACAACAACAGCAACAGCAGCAGCAACAACAACAGCAACAACAUGCGGCACAGGCUCAACGAGAACAACAACAGCAACAGCAAGGACAACAGCAGCAACAGCAACAACAACAGCAGCAGCAACAACAACAACAACAACAACAACAGCAACAACAACAACAACAACAGCAACAACAACAACAACAACAACAUGGUACGCACAAUUGUUCCAGAUCUUCCGGUCAUAGUCUUCACUCCAUUACCAGUAGUGACGUAUCAACUACUGCUGAUAGCGUAGCUUCGUGUUCCACUAGUCUAAGCACAGACACGCUUUACUGGGAUCCAAAUGUUCACCAAAGACCGCCACCGUGCCUUCAAUAUGCCAAACCCAAGUCAUGGGAUAAUUUAACUACAAAAGCUUUCGGUGGAUAUGGAUUUGGAUAUGGUUAUCUGGAUACAGCUACAAUAAAGACACACAGUGCUGAACGACCUGGAAAAGGAGGUCAUGGUCGUGCUAAGACACCUACUGGUACAGUACAAAGAAGAACAAGUAGCAGUACAUCUUAUUCCACUGGCAGUACUCGACAUUUUCAACCUACCAAGUCUACCGAAAGCCUUCUCAUACCGCCUCCUUAUCAAAACGAGUUAGAUGGUAGUAUAAGCUGUGAAUGUCUAGAUGAACCCAGUCCAAGAUUUUUACCGGUCGUUCAAUUGGAAAAACAUAAAGAAUCUGGCUAUGUCGCUAGUAAUCAUGCUCAAAUCAGACAUCGACGUUCUAGUCAUUCUGAAGGAAAACUCAGAGCAAUUAACAGCUCGGAAGUAACUCGAUUGUGAAUUUAUUUCUUCUUAGAUUUCUGUAUACGCUGGGAUAUUAUAUAAAAUGAGCGUUGUACCAUAUCCGUGGGGUGGUCCUCUUUCUACUCUUGCCAAUUUAUCUUUUUUUUUAUUAAAGCUUAUAUUUCUUUUUACUGAGAAUAUGUUUGACAUUUUACAAAGUAAAUUCGUUUCUUUUUCUAAACACCUGAUUGUACUUGGAAGAGUUUAAUAAAAUUCGAAUUAAUGGAAUCUGUGUUUGAAAUGAAAAUUUUAAUGAAAAGUAUUUCUCCUCGAAUAAUUAGGUGUUAACAAUGCUUCCUCGUUUAUACUAUAGUUGCAUGUCCAUUUUCUAAUGGAUGAGACUGUAAUAUUAUUCUACAAUGAAAGAAAUAUAAAACUGCACUUGGAAUUGUCUCUUUGAUCAAUGUAGAAGCUAAUAAAAGUUUGAUAAAUUUUUUAAGGAUGCACCGAGUAAUAGCCAACAAUUUAACAUAUUAGCUACCCACUUCCAUGGACGAAACAAAUAAACAUUAUGAAUAAAAAAAAAAUAAAAAUCUA